Messenger RNA from Fusarium tjaetaba, 2811 nucleotides. Its product is annotated as WD repeat-containing protein. The coding region runs from base 1 to 2811 and encodes 936 amino acids. The record is from RefSeq and is a predicted model, not a curated record. Lineage: Eukaryota; Fungi; Ascomycota; Sordariomycetes; Hypocreales; Nectriaceae. The transcript is spliced from 3 exons.
AUGAGCUUCCAGCAAGGCCCAGGCGGCGACGAAGAGGGAAAUCAUCCGCCCCAAGUCCCGCAGCAAGCGGGGUUGGGCCCGGUGGGUGAGGGCCAACACCGCGCUUUUCGCCGCGAUAGCGAAUACAGCUUUGACAGCUUAGACAGCGAGAAAGGUGCCGCCCCAAGAUAUCCCAAGCUUGAUAGCCCAGCCCGCCCAUCCUUCGAAUGCCCCUUUGUAAAAUAUGAUCCAACUCGGUAUCAGACAUGUCGAGGGUCUCGACUGCAUGCUUUUUCAUAUGUCAUCCAGCACAUCGCAAGAAGGCAUGUGCUGAGAGACGUUGUCCCUGAAUCGGAUCCAAGUAUUGCGCCAAACAUGAUAUGUGUUUCCUGCACAUGGUGCCGCCAGGUACUUCAUGGUCCAGGUGCUGAGGGGAGGCUCCGGGAACAUACAAGGUCCUGUCGAGCAAGCAAACGGCCAGCUACCAUUGAGGAGACGGGGGUCUUAGUGCCCAAGGAAUUCGAUGACCUCAAGUCAGCGGUUUAUAUGGUGUCUGGCAGUAUCGCAAAGUGGAACGUCAUAUGGCAUACGUGUUUCCCUGCCACACCAGCGCCCCCGCCAUAUGUUGAAAUAGCUGCUUCUCUACCGGAGGCGCAGAGAAUACUUCAACAACUUCUCAGCUCAUCUGCUGCCAACCCUUGGUCAUCUGCAGAGAUCAAGCAGUCUGUGAUCGAUAAGGCUUUGGGUUCAUUGUACUUUGGCCUGCCGUUUAACGAAAUCGGACCUCAAAUCAACGACGCGACUACUAUCCUUUCCACCGAGCUUUCCAUAUUUGAUGACCCGAAUGACGUCUCCUCCAAUGUUCCUGAGUCCUGUAUUGACGAAGGCGAAAUUGACCAAGACGAAAUUGAUCAAUGGACUAGACCUCUCAAGAUUGCACUUCUUGGCGUUGACUAUCAGAGAGUCCAUUAUAUCUUGGAAAACUCCCUUGACAAAGUUGCCGUUGGCGACUAUUCAUGGCUGCUGGAGUUGAAAGCAUUAGGUCUUUCGGCAGACGAAAUUGCUGAUGAACUACUGGAAAGAGCGCAGCAUGGGCCAUGGAUAUACUCCAAGAUUAACGUGCACGAUGCUGGGUCAUACUUUCACGACUUUCACAUCCCAAGAUGUCUCCAUUCAAGCAAGGAGGAUGAGACAAUGCGGGCAGCCUUCUUGCAUUCAAGUCAGGGUCUGAUGAGCAUCGGAACUGACCGCGACAACUCCAUUCGGGAGGCUGUUGAAUACUGGUGCGGUAUCGGCGGCGUAAGUCCUAUGCCCGACGGGUCGCACAACCUCCAGUUUGGGUCUGUUCUCUUUGAAAACGCCAACUCGACUGCAAUCGUCUCCCUGAUGACUAGCCAGUCAGCUCAAGCUGUUCCAAAUGUUAUGCAGCAUCUGCACAGGGCCGUCGGUGUCCUUCAGGAGGUCGGCGGUUGCUGUGAUUCAUUUAGCUUUCUUGCAAGACAGGAGUCCUGUGUUGAGCUGGAACGAAUCUACCCUGACUUUGCAUCGGAACCUGGACCCCUGGUAUCACUCACAAAGUCAGAAGCCACUAUCAAGGGUUUGAAUCCACCACUUCGCGACUCACUGAGGGCCCAGUUUCUUUCUCUCGCCUUUGCUCUUUACGCACAAGGUCAUUGCGAGCCCUUUGGGCCCUUCUUCCUGGACACUCCAUUGAAGCGCAUAUUGCUCAUAGGAAACCAGAUUUGGGGCCCAUCUUUUACUGGACCAUGUAUACUUGCGACUCCCGUGAAUCUGAGCUGCUUUGGUGAGAUGCUUCGGAGCCGAGUCUUUGCCUUUCAGUACUUUGACAACUUCGAAAGGUCGAGGGUGUUUUCAGAUUGUGAUAAGGAGUUGGACUUGAAGGCAUGCCCUGAAGAUUUGCUCGACACAUGGGGUCCUGGGGAUUUCAUCAUGCCCAGGGAUGACACGGAAAACCUCCAUGCAAUAUCAGUUGGUGGUGGCCUGAUUACUUCCAUCUCGACAGAAACAGAAGGCCACCAAUUGUCUGUUCUUCACUGGAGCCCUGUAUCAGGAGACAACACCGACAUCCCUUCAACCUUCCCUCGCCAUGCAAAAAUGUUCAUCGGCUCAAGAGUCUCGAUAAACCAAACCUGCAAAAUAACUCCGCAAGAACAAGUUCGGAGGUCUAUUCCCUGGUUGAAGGAGCUAGGGACAUUCCCAACAUACUGGGAAGUAGCUGAAAGGCAGGUAGGGUUUGGUUUGCAGGGCGGGCAAAGCGCUGUGGGGAUAUUGAACUUCGCCCAGACGUGGGUGAAGAGGCUCGGUCAGACCAAGAAGUCCAACAUCCUUGCCAAGAGAUCCCUUUCCAUCACCGAUUUAGAAGGGCCCUCCGCUGUCCAGGUUAGCUUUUGUACUGGCAUCGCCCGACGGGUGCGACUACGAGAGCUCCUCGCAGAUGUCCUACCCGCUUAUGUAGCAGACCUUGCCACCAAGCCUCGUUUGUGGGAGAAGCUUCAGGGCUGCGACAUCCUGGAGAUAUUGCGACAAGAAGACUUCAGAGCACAUUAUCAAAGGCUAGACCGUGAACUGCAAGCAGAGUUUGAGGCGCUCGCUAUCGCUGUCCUGUUUCUAUUGCAAGACACAGGUGUGGAUAGGAAGGGCGAGAACUUUGUCGUCGGUUGCAUCCCUCAAGGACUGGCAGUCCAAUGCUUCAAGAUCCCGAUCGAAAAGGAGAGUUUCUGGGCCCGAAUCCUCGCUGACUCCGAGGACGUAGCGACUUUCGCUUACGUGGCGACGAGGCCUCUUGUCGACGGCUGUAUCACUGUGCCAUGA